AGUGGAUAUUUGCAGCUCAUUUCUUCAAUAUCAUCUAGAGAGAGCAUGUUCCUGUGGCGCGCUCGUCGCCCUGAGGAUGCAAUCCAGAAGAUCAUAGAGGAAGCGGUGGCGGCAGAUAAAGCUGGGAAAUACGCAGAGGCAGUGGAGCUGUAUGCGUCGGGCAUCGAAAAGAUGAUGGCGCAGAUGGCUCGUACGUUGAAGUGAUAAAAAUCCCCAUUAAACACUGGUUCUGACAUUUAUCGGAGUGUAGAGCUGCCAAAUGAAGAAGCUCAGACGCAUAUGCGCCAAAAGAUUAACGAGUACAUGCUACGUGCCGAGCACAUCAAGGAAUGGAUGGCGGAGCAGGCGCGCAAGCAGCAAACACAGGUCGGUCCAGAGAAGAGUAUUGGGAAAUAGUGCUCGUGAGUUUUUUUUUUACGUAUGUUUUACUGCAAUGCGCAGAAUGCAUCGGUGUCGAAUACGCAGGGGAACAAUGCUCCCACUUCUAGUGGUCGACAGCAGAGAACAGGGUACUCGAAGCAGCAUGCAGAGCAUGCUCAUACAAUUCUAGAUGAAGUGUUGGACCAUUCACCUGGAGUGCAUUGGACGGAUAUUGCGGGGCUGGAAAUUGCAAAGCAGAUUCUGCAGGAGGCUGUCAUUCUGCCUACAUUGCGUCCGGAUUUAUUCACGGGUUUACGAGCGCCACCACGCGGGGUGUUGCUGUUCGGACCACCAGGCACAGGAAAAACUUUACUGGCAAAGGCUGUCGCUACAGAGGCCAAGGCAACCUUCUUUAAUAUCUCUGCGUCAUCUCUGACUUCCAAGUGGGUGGGUGAAGGCGAGAAACUGGUUCGAGCGCUGUUUGAGAUGGCCCGAGAGUUGCAGCCUUCUGUAGUGUUCAUGGAUGAGAUCGACGCCUUGCUGUCGACUAGAUCAGCGUCCGAGAACGACGCAAGCAGAAGAAUCAAGAACCAGUUUUUCACUGAGCUUGAUGGAGCCGCGUCGUCACAAGAGGAUCGAAUUCUUGUCAUGGGAGCAACAAACCUUCCCCAGGAACUCGACGAGGCUAUUGUUCGCCGUUUGGAGAAGCGCAUUUAUGUGCCUCUCCCGGAUGCUUCUUCUCGCGAAGGACUUAUUCGGCAUUUACUAAGUAGCCAGAAAUUCUCUAUGUCAUCCAGAGAUUUCAAACAGAUCGUGAAGGCAACAGAAGGAUACUCUGGCAGCGAUCUCAAAGCUGUAUGUAAGGACGCUGCUCUAGGCCCAAUUCGCGAGCUUGGAGCGAGAGUAGCAAACGUCAAGGCCGAGGACGUACGAGGAAUCAACGCUUCUGACUUUCAGGUGGCGCUCACACGAGUCCGUCCAAGUGUAUCCUCAAGAACGAUACAGGACCUGGUUGCGUGGAAUGAACAGUACGGAGUGUCUGCAGUAUGACAAGCGCGAUUCGUGAGCUCUAUUUCCAAAGUUUAUGCCUUCCGCUCGUAGAUCAUCAAGUACGACUCGGAUACGCCGAUUAGCUGUGGCAUCGUUUCCUGCACGUGCAGAUCUUGGAUUUCGUACCACUGCUCAGUUGCCUAUGACAGAUAAAUUCACAGUACAUCAUCAGUUUUUUUGUUGAAUUUGCAAACAACAGCUUCUCAAACCACGUACUCUAUUCUGGACGUGGACACGAUAGCUGCCUUCGGUCAGAGGGUUCGUUUGGAGC
Phytophthora nicotianae INRA-310 is the source of this 1681-nucleotide messenger RNA. RefSeq lists its product as hypothetical. The record is from RefSeq and is a predicted model, not a curated record. Bases 421 to 1410 code for a protein of 329 amino acids. Lineage: Eukaryota; Oomycota; Peronosporomycetes; Peronosporales; Peronosporaceae. The transcript has 7 exons. Gene Ontology annotation, cellular component: microtubule cytoskeleton. Gene Ontology annotation, molecular function: ATP hydrolysis activity; ATP binding.